This is a messenger RNA of Mobula hypostoma (lesser devil ray), 2507 nucleotides long. Its product is annotated as T cell receptor alpha chain MC.7.G5-like. The coding region runs from base 789 to 1295 and encodes 168 amino acids. The transcript has 5 exons. The record is from RefSeq and is a predicted model, not a curated record. NCBI's taxonomy places the organism in Eukaryota, Metazoa, Chordata, Chondrichthyes, Myliobatiformes, Myliobatidae.
CAAACUGAGACUAUCAAUUAUAGCUGAAAUUCUCCAACCUGAGCAACAGCAUAAUGAAUCUUUUUCUGGACACUCUCCAACACCGUCAAAUCCUUCCUAUAGAGUGGCUGCAUAAUAUUGCAAAGGUGACCAAACCAAUCGUUUCUAAUUUUCUUCCACAAAGUUCCUGCAGUUAUCUGCCUAGCGAAGACAAAUAUUCUGUAUGCCUCCUUCAACACUUACUCCUUCUUUUGAAAAUCAUUUUCAGAUGUCACAGUCUAGGAAUAAAAUGUCUACUGUAGUCUAUAAUCUAGUUAGACGGACAAACAGGCAGACUGAUGAAUCGAGAUUCAAAUGAAGCCGAACUGAAAGAUAGAGUCAGAGACGUGUAUGAAAAAACAGACAGGCUGAUAAAUGGUUAAAUGUAGAUAGACGGCUGGAUAGCUGGAUGGAUAAAAAAGAUAAGAUGGAAAGAUAGAUAAAUAGAUAGCAAUUAUACAUAUCUAUUAUUGGCCUUAUAGAUUUUAAAAAGAUGUUUUAGCCAAUCGUGUACUCAGCAGCUAAUUAUGUCUAUGCAUAAAGCACGGAGAAGUACAGGGCGAGUUGUGCAUGUUAUUGCGAUGGUGGAUCAACCAUGUUGUAUUGACUGGUAAAACCGGCUCAGAGGGCCAGACGAGCGACUCUUGUCCAUAUGUUUUCAUUUCUUCGUUCGGUGCACAAUUCCCUUCCAAAGCGUGAAGUGUGAGCAUCAUGUAAAUGUGCACAGUAUCCCACGGGCCGCACGCCACAAUUGAUCGUAGAGAUUUUGAAUGGAUGUGUCACACUGUGUGGAGAGUGACUUCAAAAUAAUAUUUGGACCUGGAACUGGACUGACUGUAACUCCAAACCGGCAUGAGACACCGACGCCGUCCGUCUAUUAUCUCCGACCCUCUCCGCCGAACGCCGGCGACGUACCGGUAUCGGCUGCCUGCCUUGCCGCUGACUACUUCCCCAAUAAUUACUCCCUCGAAUUGUCGGUAGGCAGCGAUAGCCAGCAGAGAAAUCCAAAAGAUUCUCACUUGUCCAUCGAGGACAGAAGUUACAGCCUACUGGCUUUUCUGACUGCGCCAUGGUCCAGUGUGAAGAAUGAAAUGAAAUGCCUACUCAACAAUACCAACUACUCAGACGAUGAUAUCCAGGCGGGUUGCGUUGAAUUUGACAAUGAUACAGACGAAAAAGAAGUACGAGAGCUCUCACUCACAGUCUUCGGAUUGAGGAUUCUGUUCUUCAAAAGCGUUAUCUUCAACAUCUUGAUGACUGCUCGUGCUUGGAUAUAAUAAGAUGGAGACAGAACCAGGGACCUGUCAUCUACCUGGAACCCCGGCGUGCAGCCAAACCGGAGCCAGGAGUGGUGGACUUGCUGAAAAAUGUUUAAAGCGAUCCAAAUCCAGAGGCAGUAACUCCGCUGUAAUCGACAGAAGUUUCCUGCUGUUGUAAAUGCCUGACGUAUAUCGCCUUUCCUUUGCAACCUCAACAUCUUGUAAAAUAAAACCCUUUCUCCUGCAUUUACGUAUACAAUAUAUUAUACUGUUCGCUCCUGUGAGAUUUAGAUUUUAUCAGCUUUGCAUCAUUUUCUUACCUCUAUAUAAACGGCUUUGCAUUAUGAAUAUCCCUUACCCUGAGAGUGCUUACAAGGUAGGAGGUUGUUCGGCCCAUUGAGUCCGUGCCGACUCCCAGAGAACUCUUCCUGAUUCGUGCUCCUUUCCCCGACCCUGCCAAUUCUUUUCUUGUUCCUUUCAUUCGCUUUCAGUGCCCCUCAUGACCCUUCUGCUAGCAACAGUACCCUCUCCUCCUUCGCAGUUUGAACCCGCUUCCAUUGAAUCUCCUCUUUCACUCCGCUGAGAAGAGUGGUUCCCGCCCCGGGGAACAUCCCACAUCCCCGGCGCGGGCUCCCAGUAAAUUUGGGGGUGGACCGGUCCUUAGAUGGACGUGCCUGUAUAAAAAAUCCAACGUCUGAAGUUCAAAUUGCACGACUACCGUCUGAAGAAUUCAAAUUCAAGAAAUAAUCUGAAAUUUGGGAAGGGGGAUUUUUUCCACAUAUAUUCAGUUUAAAACCAGUCAACUGUGAUGUUAAAAUCCCUGUCUGUGAUGGAAAAAAUUCCUCCUCGUGGACGCAGAAUGGGCCCACAUAUUGAGUCCAGAUCCUACCACAGCCCGCUAACUCUCUCAGCCAGCCUAGUUGCUCAUCCAGUUAUCACCAUGACCAAUAAAAUGGACUUGAUAACCUUGACACAAGGGUAAAGAACGUCGCCCCUUCCCCCAUCCCCUUAAGCUUCCCUGGCACAGAGGGCAGACCAUGAGGGAAGUCAAGCUAUUAUGGAAUAUAAGCUCUCUCUACCCAAUCAUUUUCUUGGCGAACUUAUGUAAAUAUUUCAAGAGUUUUGUAAAUGGUAACAAAUGAAAAAAUAGCUCUCGCUCAUUGCCUAAGCCAAACAAUACAGAUAUCAUGUCGGUUUCAAUUGAAGUGUGACUUUCCAAACCGUUCCGUC